GAGAUGUUUUGACUGCGAUGAUGUCACUAUGCUGCUGAGUAUGAACCAGGAAACAGAAAAAUCCCCAGGAACCAUUUUCAAAGAGUAAGAGUAGCGGUGGGGAGAAUAGUAUACUGAGGUCAAAGUAAGAGCCAAAGAUGUCACGUAGUGUUUUCCAUUUGAUUUUCGUUUGAAGGCGCCGUGCAUUAAAAAGUCAUAGAGAACCAGAAGACCUUAGUUAACAGAAGAAGGAAGAUGAUGUCGUUGGACAAGAUGCAGAAGACAGUAAACAACCCGGUUAUUCCAUAUACUGGGACUAUCCUUGGUGGCCUUCUGCCCCUAGAGCUAGUGGUUGUGCGUGGGUUUGUUCCAGAAGAUUCAGAUAGGUUCCAGGUAGACUUCCAGUGUGGGAAUAGUGUGAAACCUCGUGCUGAUGUCGCGUUUCAUUUCAACCCUCGGUUUAAAAGAUCUGGUUGCAUUGUUUGCAAUACCCUGCAGCAAGAAAGAUGGGGCUGGGAAGAGAUCACUUAUGAAAUGCCUUUUGAAAAAGGAAAGUCAUUUGAAAUUGUUUUUAUGGUUCUGCUCGAUAAAUUCCAGGUUGCCGUAAAUGAAAAACAUUUACUGCUCUACAAACAUAGGAUAGACCUUGAAAAAAUAGAUACACUUGGGAUAUAUGGAAAAGUGCAAGUCCAGAUGAUUGGAUUUAUUUCAAAUAAUUCGUUGCAGGGCUCUCAGCCAUCCUUGCUAGGGGCAACCAACGAAAAGGCAGGAGAUGAAAAAGUACCUGAAGGAUCACAGUUUGUGGUUCCUUAUGCUGCACGACUUAAUUCUGUUGAGCCUGGGCGAACCAUUGUCAUUAAAGGAGAAGUUAAUGAAAAUCCAAAUAGCUUUUCUAUAAACCUUAAACCCAGUGACACAUCAGAUAUUGCCCUACAUUUGAAUCCCCGAAUAAAAGCUAAAGUUUUUGUGAGGAAUUCCUACCUUCAUGACAGUUGGGGAGAAGAAGAAAGGAGCAUCAGUCGCUUCCCUUUCUGCCCAGGAAUGUAUUUUGAGCUGAUAAUAUUCUGUGAUGCUGUUCAGUACAAAGUUGCUGUGAAUGGUGUGCAUGCCCUGGAGUACAAGCAUCGGUUCAAACAACUUGGCAAGAUUAACAUAGUGGAAAUUGAUGGGGAUAUUCGACUGAUGGAUGUCAGAAGCUGGUAGCCAUGAAGCACAUUCCAUUUGCACAGGGGGGGAAGUCUCUGUUCUGUAACUGGGGAAGAAAGGGAACAGAAAUAACUUUGCUCCAAGGCAUGGAGCUUCACAAAUCUGCUUGUAUCUCAGUAAAAAAAAGCCACAGUAGAUCAUUCACUCUGUAUGUAUCUAUAGAAAUAAGUCUAAAUAUUACAGCUGACAACUAAACCACACCUUGUAUAUGACUAAUGUAAACUGUAACCAUUCUCAAUAUGGAAUGCCAGCUCUACUCAGGAGAUUACCAGUGCUGAGUUCAUACAAAUGACUCAGUAGGCUAUACUAACAUCUUUAAUGAAUCUCUGACCCUGAUUAUUUCAUAACUAAAGGACUGGAAAAUUUUGAAGACCUUCCUAAGGCUCUCACCUUUUUAGAACUUUAUGAAAAGCAUUACAAACAAGAUUCCACUACAUUACAAGGACAUCAGUACCCAUUGGGGGCACUGUGUUGGAUCUCACCAUUUAGUCCUUUGGUGGCCAUGUCUUCCUCCAGUGCAGCAGGGAACACGGAUGGACCAAAUGGGAGGAUGCAACCUACCAUUAUUGGUCUCUUCUUGCUUAUUGCAAUAGCUAUAGAAUUCUCAACAAGAAACUUCCAUGUCUUAUUUCAUAAAAACAUGGCUGUACAUCUAGUUCAGCCAAAACCUACUUGUGAUUUUUUUGGGCAAUUAAUUGUUAAUUAAAAGCAUGUAUUCUCUUUUUCCACCACUGAACUCCCCCACAAAGUCUUUAUACAGCUUUGGAGUGUUCAGAGUUGAAUUUUGACUUCUGUGAAGCUAUGUAGGAAGCUCAUCACUUUAAAAAUGAAACUAAAAUUUUAUAAACUCAA
This is a messenger RNA of Heteronotia binoei (common prickly gecko), 2037 nucleotides long. It is a transcript of the gene LGALS8, whose product is annotated as galectin 8. The coding region runs from base 235 to 1182 and encodes 315 amino acids. Gene Ontology annotation, molecular function: carbohydrate binding. The record is from RefSeq and is a predicted model, not a curated record. NCBI's taxonomy places the organism in Eukaryota, Metazoa, Chordata, Lepidosauria, Squamata, Gekkonidae. The transcript is spliced from 10 exons.